CUUCCUCUCCUCUCUUACUUGCAAACUCUCCCCUCCAUUUACCUCCAAAAACCUCCCCGCCGGCCACCUUUCCUUACCAAACUCUCCCUCGAUCCACAAAAGCCGCCUUCCUCUUCCCUUCACCUGCAAAUCCCUCCCCGCCGGCAAGAACCCCGCCUCUUCCUCUCCCUGACUCUGACUUCCAAGUUCUGCCCGCCGGCCAGCCACCCUUUUACCCUCUUUGUGCACGUACCCGCAAACUCCAAAUCAAACGUUCGGCGGCGCUCAUCAUCACCCCCGGCCCUCCUCCUCAACUCACUCCGCUACUCUACUCAGCCUCGUACAGUCGAAUCCAUGGGUCCGGAAGCGAUGGAGAGGGUGCAGAUCAUCUCCGGCGUCAUAGGGAGUAAGAUCUCCUUGGCCAUCUUCCUCAGCCCCAUCCGCUCCUUCUGGAGGAUGUACCAGGAGGGGCACAACCAAGGAUUUAGGAUCCUUCCGUACAUGGUGGCGCUUUUCAGCACCACCUUGUACAUUUACUAUGGGGUGAUGAAGCACUCCUUCAUCAUCACCACCAUCAACACCAUCGGGACCAUCAUCGAGCUCCUGUACGUGGUGGUGUUUCUUGUCUUCUCCACCCCACACACAAGGGUUCGGACGGCGGCAAAAAUGGUUGCCUUCAACGUGGCAAUGUUGGCCACCAUCAUCCUGUCCACCGUGUAUGUUGCAGACUACACGAGGCAGGUGGUGGUGGGAACGAUCUCCGCCGUCUUCUCCGUUUGCGUCUACGCCGCCCCGCUGAGCGUCAUGCUGCAGGUAAUAAAUACAGGGGAUGUGGGUUCAAUCCCAAUUCCCAUGUCUGUAGCCAUGACUCUCAGCUCCAUCUUCUGGUUCAUCUAUGGACUCGCCACUUCCGACUUCUUUGUGGCGAUGCCAAACAUCCUCGGGUUGGUGUUUGGGGUAGCACAGAUUGUGUUGUACCUCAAAUACCGACAACCACCAACAAACGCCGAGGACGCCGUCAUCGAGAGGCUGGAAGAGGGCCACGAUCAUGUUCAGGAUGAGGACAACAUCAGCAGUCCCGACACCGUCGAGAUUGUUGAUGAGGGUCUAGGCCACGACCAACCGAUGGAAGAAGAAGAAGAAGAAGAAGAAGAAGAAGAAGAAGAAGAAGAAGAGGAAGGAGAAGAAGAAGAAGAAGAAGAAGAAGAAGAAGAAGAAGAAGAAGAAGAAGAAGAAGAAGGGGGAGGAGGAGGAGGAGAAGAAGAAGAAGAAGGGGGAGGAGGAGGAGAAGAGGAAGAAGGAGAAGGGGGAGGGGGAGGAGAAGCAGCAGCACAAAGAGAGGGAGAAGGAGAAGAAGAAGCAACAAUAUCACCAAGAGGAGGAGAAGAAGAGUAAUAAAAAUUAUCCAUCAGCAUCUUUUUUAGAUGUUUAUUUCAUUUUCCCAACUCUUUGUGAUUCUUUUCUGUUAGAUGUCUAUUUCUUGUUUUUUUUUUUUUUUU
Messenger RNA from Linum tenue, 1478 nucleotides. Lineage: Eukaryota; Viridiplantae; Streptophyta; Magnoliopsida; Malpighiales; Linaceae. The record is from the annotation of a GenBank genome assembly.